UCAGGGGGAAAAAAAAAAAAAAAACAUUUGUUGCAGCUGAAGUUUUCCAUCAUCGCCAUCUUCUUCCUUUCUCCGAUCUGUAUCUACUCUUUGUCUGAAGGUGAAACCCUAACGCUAGAUCCAGUGGAAUUGUCUCCGGUUUGUCGCCUAGGAAGCAAGCAGGCCUGCAUUUUCCCGGAAAAUGUCGCACUCCCACAGCGACACGGUCCCUCUUCACGCCUCCUCCCAGUCUGACAUCGACGAGAUCGAGAACCUCAUCAACGCCAGCGUCCACUCCGGCCCGGCCACCGUCCUCCCGGCCCGUCCCCCCAGCCCCCCGCGGGCCCAAAUCCCCGUCUCCUCCUCGCCCUUCAUCCCCUCUAACAUCCCUCCCCCUCCCCUCACCUCCAUCCAGAAGCCGACCCCCGUCCCUGCCGCCCCCGCCCCUCCGCCGCCUCCUGUCAGCUCAGCCAAUCCCAACAACCCGACCAUCUCGACCAGCGGGUUUGGCUCCGGCCCGAACACGCUGACCGAGCCGGUAUGGGACACGGUGAAGCGAGAUCUGUCUAGGAUAGUGAGCAAUCUGAAGCUCGUCGUGUUCCCGAACCCUUACCGUGAAGAUCCAGGCAAGGCUCUCCGGGAUUGGGAUCUCUGGGGCCCCUUUUUCUUCAUUGUGUUCCUUGGGCUUACUCUUUCCUGGUCUGCCUCAGUGAAAAAGAGUGAGGUUUUCGCAGUUGCAUUUGCAGUUCUUGCAGCGGGUGCGGUGAUUCUCACUCUUAAUGUGUUGUUACUGGGCGGGCAGAUAAUUUUCUUCCAGAGUCUGAGCCUUCUUGGCUACUGCCUCUUCCCACUCGAUGUCGGAGCUGUAAUCUGUCUGCUGAAGGAUAAUGUGAUCCUGAAAGUCAUUGUGGUGUGCGUGACACUUGCUUGGAGUUCUUGGGCUGCAUACCCCUUCAUGAGCUCAGCAGUCAACCCGAGGAGGAAAGCUCUAGCGCUCUACCCGGUCUUUCUUAUGUAUGUAUCAGUUGGCUUCCUCAUCAUCGCCAUUGACUGAUGAACUGUGUGGAUCAGUAGAUAGUUGCCAUCUCGGAUUGAACCGCAUAUAAAGCAAUUGAAAUCUCUUACAAGAGUGCAGUUAUGUAGAAAAUCCUCUUGCUUUUUACUCUCAUCUUCUUGUAAGCUUUUCGACGCAUAGUUGGAGUUAUACAUGUAUGGACUACGGUAUCAUAUCGUGAAUUGUACCAAAGUUUUGGUGAUGAUAACUUGAAUACUUUAAUUUUAGCACGUGAGAGUUCGUAUU
Punica granatum (pomegranate) is the source of this 1279-nucleotide messenger RNA. NCBI's taxonomy places the organism in Eukaryota, Viridiplantae, Streptophyta, Magnoliopsida, Myrtales, Lythraceae. The record is from RefSeq and is a predicted model, not a curated record.